GAAUGAAUCUGGAAAAACUCAGCAAGCCUGAACUCUUGACACUGUUCAGUAUUCUUGAAGGGGAGCUUGAAGCAAGGGACCUUGUUAUCGAAGCUUUAAAGGCCCAACACCGAGAUACUUUCAUUGAAGAACGCUAUGGAAAAUAUAACAUCAGCGAUCCUUUAAUGGCUCUCCAGAGGGACUUUGAAACUCUCAAGGAGAAGAACGAUGGCGAGAAGCAGCCCGUGUGCACAAACCCGCUCUCCAUCCUGAAGGUGGUGAUGAAGCAGUGUAAGAACAUGCAGGAGCGCAUGCUGUCCCAGCUGGCUGCUGCCGAGAGCAGGCACCGCAAGGUAAUUCUUGACCUUGAAGAAGAAAGGCAGAGGCAUGCACAGGACACAGCUGAAGGAGACGACGUCACCUACAUGCUGGAGAAGGAGAGAGAGCGACUGACUCAGCAGUUGGAAUUUGAAAAGUCCCAAGUGAAAAAAUUUGAAAAAGAGCAGAAGAAGCUCUCCAGCCAGCUGGAAGAGGAACGCUCCCGCCACAAGCAGCUCUCCUCCAUGCUGGUGCUCGAAUGCAAGAAAGCCACCAGCAAGGCCACCGAGGAGGGCCAGAAGGCAGGAGAGCUGAGCCUGAAGCUGGAGAAGGAGAAGAGCCGGGUGAGUAAGCUGGAGGAAGAGCUGGCAGCUGAGAGGAAGCGAGGCCUGCAGACAGAGGCCCAAGUGGAGAAGCAGUUGUCAGAGUUUGACAUCGAAAGGGAACAACUGAGAGCGAAGUUGAACCGAGAAGAGAACCGGACCAAAACUCUGAAAGAAGAGAUGGAAAGUUUGAAGAAGGUAGUGAAAGACCUAGAGGCUUCCCGCCAGCACAGUAGUCCUAAUGAGCAGUCAAAGAAGCCAUUGACCGUGUCCAAAGGCACAGCAACUGAACCUCCCAUGCUAGUGUCCGUAUUUUGCCAGACAGAGAGUUUUCAGGCAGACAGAGCCCACGGGAGCAACACAGGCCAGGUGGCAAGCACAGCACUCCCUACCACUCCUACUUACUCUUAUGCAAAAACCAAUGGCCAUUGUGAGCCAGAGAUACAAACGACAAGAGAGGUGACAGCAGGCAGCAGUGUAGAAAACCAGGUGCCACCACGAGAGAAAUCUGUGGGAGUGACCCAAGAAAAAGCAGUGGAGAAUGGUGCAUGUCCCGUGGGAAUCGAGUCUCCAGUCUCAGUGUCCAGUCACCUCCCUUCUAGUGGGAGCUCACUGUCUCCCAGCAGCACUGCCUCCUCCUCACUCACAUCCUCCCCCUGCUCUUCACCAGUACUGACUAAGCGCUUGUUAGGGUCGUCAGCUAGCAGCCCUGGCUACCAGUCCUCCUACCAGGUAGGGAUCAACCAGCGUUUCCAUGCAGCUCGACACAAGUUUCAGUCACAAGCGGAUCAGGACCAACAAGCAAGUGGUCUGCAAAGCCCUCCAUCCAGGGAUCUGUCCCCUACCCUCAUGGACAACUCUGCUGCCAAACAGCUGGCCCGAAACACAGUCACUCAGGUGCUUUCCAGAUUCACCAGCCAGCAAGGGCCGAUCAAGCCCGUGUCUCCCAAUAGCUCUCCUUUUGGCACAGACUAUCGAAAUCUAGCCAAUACUGCCAACCCCAGAGGCGACCCCAGCCAUUCGCCUACUCCAGGGAAAGUGUCCAGUCCUCUGAGCCCCCUCUCCCCUGGGAUCAAGUCUCCCACCAUCCCCAGAGCCGAGAGAGGGACUCCUCCACCCAUCCCACCCAAAAAGCCUGGCCUCACCCCAUCUCCUUCCCCUACCACUCCGCUUACCAAGACCCAUUCCCAGGCUUCCUCUUUGGCUGCCACAGAAGACCUUGCCAGCAGCUGUUCUUCCAGCGCCGUCGUGGCCAAUGGCAAGGACGUUGAGAUACUUUUGCCUACCAGCAGCUAGUCCCUAGAAGGGAAUCUCCACAUGUGACAUUCCAUCUGAUUUCGGUGAAGAGCUCAAACUGUUAAGUCAGAUCAUGUUAUUUAUUUUGAUAGUAGCUGAAACUGUCUGUACAGUCCAUUUAGUGUAUUUCACCUUUUUGUACUUUUUUUAAAUGGAAACUGAUUAGUUUGAUUUUUACAACUCAGAUCUUUAUACUGCAGCUAGAAGGGCACCUCAGAGAUGUGGCGCGCUCGGCAGUCACCACCGUGUUGUGAUAGAGAAAGCUGAUUGAGUGGUGAUUUGCUGCCUAUUUUGGGACUAGAAUCACUCAACAACUUCCAUUGUUAAUUAUGCAGAAGUAGUACAGACAGAUUUUUAUUCCAGAUGAACAUGUUUUAAAAGUGCCUGAAAUAAGACUGCCACAUGAAUGUGAUUCUGCAGCGAAUACACGAAGUAAACCCUUUAACUGCCACAAAGGAGAUCCUCGGUGAAUUCCGAAUGUUAAAACCAACACUGCUUUUAAGUCUCUUUUACUGUUUUUUAAUACAGGCUUUGUGUUCUAUAACAAGGCUACACAGGUAGAGUGGGGAUCCUUCUAAAGGUGGGGGUGAACUCACCAUGCAGCUGAGCUCCACAGCGCCCUUGAGAGCCCCCUGAGCAUAUCAAGUAGUUGAGGUGCUGACUUUGUUGUGCUUUGAAAAAUUAACUCCCAGUUUUCUGCAUAAAUUCUUGAACAGAAUGAAGUUACAUCUCCAUUUUUAAAAAUAUCUUCAGAUGUCUACUGUUGAGUAAAGAACUUUGGAUUCUGAUUGCUAUUACUUGAAUAGAAAAUGCUUACUCAUUCUGUGUAAAGAGUUUACAACAGAGUGGGUUCUUUAUUCUGUAAUCAAAAAGCAAUAACUUAAAAUUCACUCACUUUGUAAUAUUGUAAGUCAGAAUUAUACAGGCUUUACC
This is a messenger RNA of Elephantulus edwardii (Cape elephant shrew), 2849 nucleotides long. It is a transcript of the gene CTTNBP2NL, whose product is annotated as CTTNBP2 N-terminal like. Bases 3 to 1916 code for a protein of 637 amino acids. The record is from RefSeq and is a predicted model, not a curated record. NCBI's taxonomy places the organism in Eukaryota, Metazoa, Chordata, Mammalia, Macroscelidea, Macroscelididae. The transcript is spliced from 4 exons.